Molecule: messenger RNA, 1720 nt
Organism: Cryphonectria parasitica EP155
Lineage: Eukaryota; Fungi; Ascomycota; Sordariomycetes; Diaporthales; Cryphonectriaceae
Product: general substrate transporter
Exons: 5
Coding region: 65-1720 (551 amino acids)
Biological process (GO): carbohydrate transport; transmembrane transport
Cellular component (GO): membrane
Molecular function (GO): carbohydrate:proton symporter activity
Source: RefSeq, a predicted model, not a curated record
CUCGAGAUCAUACCUAUUCCUCUCCCUCCCCUCAUAUCCGGUAACAAAAGCAUUGCUCCCAAUCAUGGCGUCCGAGUCCAAGGUUGAAGCCGAGCACACGGCCAAUGAUGGUCUGGCUCUCGAAGGUCUGGCUGCGACUGCCGAUAUCGAACGCAUCGAAGCCCCCGUGACAUGGAAAGCAUACUUGAUGUGCGCCUUUGCGGCGCUUGGUGGUAUCUUUUAUGGUUACGACACGGGAUACAUUAGCAAUGUGAACGCCAUGAACGUAUGGAUCAAUGUUAUCGAGGGCCCCAAUGCCACCGAGCUCAAAUCCAGCACCGAGUCGCUCAUUGUCUCCAUCAUGUCCGUCGGCACGUUCCUGGGAGCUCUCGCUGCCGGCGACGUGGCCGACUUCAUGGGAAGAAAAUGGACCGUGAUUAUGGCCUGUGGAAUCUUUGCCAUAGGUGUAGUCAUCGAGAUCAUCACCGGCGAUGGCGAUGCCUACGCUGAGAUUGUCAUUGGCCGUCUGAUUGCUGGCCUUGGUACUGGUUUUGAAAGUGCCACCGUAAUCCUUUACAUGUCCGAAAUUUGCCCACGCAAGGUUCGCGGUGCCCUCGUCGCCGGCUACCAAUUCUGCAUCACCAUCGGCCUCCUCGUCGCCGCCUGCAUCACCUACUCCACCUCGGACUGGACGAGCCGCGCUGCGUACCGGCUGCCCAUCGGCAUCCAGUUCAUCUGGGCUGUCAUCCUCGGCACAGGUAUCCUCUUCCUGCCCGACUCGCCCAGGUGGUUCGUCAAGCGCGGCAACCUGGCCAAGGCGAGGCAUGCGCUCUCGGCCCUGCGCGGCCAGCCUGAGGAGUCCGAGUUUGUCCAGUACGAGCUUGCUGAGAUCGUCGCCAACGAGGAGUACGAGAAGAGGCUGAUCCCUUCGACGACCUGGUUUGGUAGCUGGGCUGCCUGCUUCUCGGGCUCGCUGUGGAAGUCCAACUCGAAUCUUCGCAAGACUAUACUCGGCACCUCGCUGCAGAUGAUGCAGCAAUGGACUGGUGUUAACUUUAUCUUUUACUACGGCACACCUUUCCUGAAGUCGACAGGCGCUGUUUCCAACGAGUUCCUCCUCUCCGUCAUCUUCAACGUCGUCAACACCCUCGCCACCCCCUUCGCCUUCUGGGGCGUCGAGUCCUGGGGCCGUCGUCCCAUGCUCCUCUGGGGCGCGCUCUCCAUGCUGAUCUGCCAGCUGAUCGUCGCCGUCGUGGGCGUCACCGUCGGCUUCAACCACACGCACGCCGACCCCAGCGUCGUAGGCGGCACCGCAGCGGACAACCCAGCCGCCGUCAAAGCCCAGAUCGCCUUCAUCGCCAUCUUCAUCUUCUCCUUCGCCACGACCUGGGGCCCCGGCGCCUGGAUCGUCAUCGGCGAGAUCUUCCCCUUACCCAUCCGCUCGCGCGGCGUCGCCCUGUCCACCGCGUCCAACUGGCUGUGGAACCUCAUCAUCGCCAUCAUCACGCCGUACAUGGUCGACGCCCUGGUGUCUUCGGUCUUCUUCAUCUGGUUUGCCCUGUGCACGUGCGCAUUUGUCUACACGUACUUCCUCGUACCCGAGACCAAGGGCCUGUCUCUCGAGCAGGUCGAUCUCAUGAUGGAGGAGACGACCCCGCGCAACUCGGCCAAGUGGCGUCCUACCAAGACUUUUGCUGGUGCGCAUGCCCGUGGGAACUUGCGUAUUUCACAAUUGCAAUAA